CUUUGCUGCAAGGGAAGUGAGCGUCGCUGUUCUCGCGUCUUCGCUCUCUGUCCGUUGCAUGAGAAGAUCCUAAGAUUCAUACCCCUCUCUCCUGCCAAGAGAGAUUUCACAUAUUUAAAUGAAUUUGAUGGUGUAAUAAACGUUACUUUUUACUCUUAAAUUGAUUUAGUUUUUUGCGGAAGAAACUGCUGUCUCACAAUCAACUCGUCCUCAGAUGGUUCAGAUUACCAGCGGGCAGUAACGGUACACCUGCACUGAACAAGAACAACCGUUUACUAAGACCGCUCCAAAUUCCUGAAGACUUCGCUGACGUCGACGCGGCUUAGGCUACCUUAGCCCCGAAGGCCCAGGAUGUGGGGAGCAGGCUGUGUGUCUGGACUGCAGGUUCUGCUUGCUCUCUUCCUGUUCCACUUGCUGGGUCAUGGCUUGAGCAGGGCAGAGACGCUGGUGAACAUGCGCAAAGUUACCCACCAGGCCGUGCGGGAGCAGCUGGCCGCCACCGCCUUCCUGCCCUGCGUCUUCACCCUGCGCCCCAGCCCGUCGCACGAGCCGCCCCGCAUCAAGUGGACCAAGGUGUGGGGGCAGAGGGGCCCGGGCGGGACCCAGCGAGAGCAGUCCGUGCUCGUCGCCAAGGACAACGUGGUUAAGGUGAAAAAGGCCUUCCAGGGCCGCGUGACCCUGCCCGGUUACCAGGACAACCGCUACAACGCCACCCUGGCGCUGACGGGCCUGCGUUCCAGCGACACCGGGAUGUACCGCUGCGAGGUGGUGGUGGGCCUGAACGACGAGCAGGACACUGUGCCGCUGGAGGUGACAGGUGUGGUGUUCCACUACCGCGCUCCGCACGACCGCUACGCGCUUUCCUUCGCCGACGCCCGGCGCGUCUGCCUGGAGAACUCCGCCCACAUCGCCACGCCCGCCCAGCUUCAGGCCACGUUUGACGACGGCUACGACAACUGCGACGCCGGAUGGCUCUCUGACCAGACAGUCAGGUACCCAAUCCAGUUGCCAAGGCCUGGUUGCUAUGGAGACAGAGAGGACUCACCUGGUGUGAGGAACUACGGCAACAGGGCCCCCGACGAGCUGUUUGAUGUCUACUGCUUUGCACAGAAACUGCAAGGCGAGGUGUUCCACUCCACGUUGCCGGAGAAGCUGAGCCUGGCCUCAGCCUCCACCCACUGCCACUCCCUGGGAGGCCAGCUGUCCACGGUGGGGCAGCUGUACCUGGCCUGGCAAGCCGGGCUGGACCAAUGCGACCCGGGCUGGCUGGCCGACGGCAGCGUGCGCUACCCCAUCAACCAGCCCCGACGGAACUGCGGCGGGGACGAGCCGGGCGUCCGCACGCUCUACCACAACCCCAACCGCACCGGCUUCCCUGACACCACCGCCCUCUUCGACGCCUACUGUUUUAGAGGGAACGAGGCAGGAAGUCAGGUGAUGGAAGCCGUAGGGUUCCUGCAGUCCGGGGGCUCUGGGUCCAACGGCACAGAUGCCGGGCCCAUCCCGGGCCUCGAUUCCAGCGACGCCUCAAAGCGGCCCGCCCCCCAGCCGUCCACCUGGACCGGCCUGGUGGACCUGGAGAAGGAAGGGAUCAACUCCAUCGUGGGCAUCGAGUCCUCGGAGAUCUCGGAGGAGCACGUGGUGAUCCACCUCAGGCCCGCCGAGGCGUCCGUGCGCUGGGCCGAGCCGCGGAGACCGGCCUACGGCGGGCUCCAGGAGGCCGCUGCCCCCAAACUCGCCACCCUCAUGAGUCUCUCGUCUCUGGAGAACCUGGAGAACCAGGGGGGCUCCGCCAGAGAGGAGGAGGCAGACGAGGAUCAGGACGUGGACGGACGUACGGAGCCUUCCUCUCCUCUGCGGUCCGCUGCCUCCUCUCCCGCCCCGCAGCCUCAGACCAGCAACGGCAUCUUCUCCAACUUCGUCAACUCCAUCAUGAGGCCCUGGAGAUACCUGACCGGCUCCGAGGCGGAGGUCCCCGCUGCACCGACCGGCCCGCCCAGGAAGAGCUCGGUGGAGAUGCAGAAACCUGCGGGGUCGGGAAAGGGAAUUCCAGGUGGAGGAAAGAUGGAGGGGAGCAACAGGAGCACCAAUAACGACAUCAUGGAGCACUUUGAUGCAAAGGCUCCACUCAGGUCAUCGGGUGGUGGCCCCCCAGGUCCAAAUCAGGAACUCCCAGAGCGAGUGAGGAAGAUCUUUCAGGAAGCAAGGAGCAGCAAUGCUACAAAGACCAGCGCGAUGAAUCCCAAUGGACAUCCAACCAGCUCACCUGCGUCGCUUAACACAGUCUCUUCAGGCGGAUUAAUUGCGUCGGGACGUACAGAGAUGGCGAAUCCCACCGUAGCUGGUAAUGAAUCAUCAGGUUCCUCGGGUGCCAGGAUUGUGCCAGUUUCACCCCCGGCGCCAGGCAGCCAGGACGAAUGGGCGCUGGGGCCCGUGAAGGGGCCCGAGCUCGGUUCGGCCCGUACCGCGGGGGAGCGCGCGGCCGCCUCGCGGGGCGCGCAGGGGAGCGAGCCCGGGGCAGGGGCCGGCGGCGCGAGCGGCGGCUCCCGGGCCUCCUACCCCCCGCUGGACGGCGCGGCGGACACGUCGGGAGAACCGCCGGCUCUCAUGGAGGAGCUCUCUGCGCGCGGCGGCCCAGCGCGGGGCCACCCCAAGGCCGCGGAGGCCAAGGCCGGCGCCGUGGAGCUCCUGCUGGUGCCGGAGAACUACUCCGGGGAGGGGAGGGACCAAGAGGAGGGCCGCAGCUACCCGCCCCCCAAAGGGUCCCCUUCGGACGGGCCGUCCGAAAGGUCGGCCCCGGAGGUGGAGAAAGAGGCGGAGGGCAGCGGGGGGCGGGACCCUCUGGGCAGGCUGAGCUCUGGCGCUCGGGGUGGCGGCUCGUCCUUCUCCUCAAAAGAUCCCGUCGGCGGCAGACCCGCGGCCGACCGCGCGCCGGAGCAGCUCAGCACUGUCAGGCAGUGGCAGCUGGAGGACCGGCCCACCACGCCGCCAGGCGGGGGCGCUGUCCCGGCGCAGUCGGGGCGAAACGCCGUCGAGGCCAGAGGCCAAAUCCUCUACGCCCGCCGCCCCGCUGGCAAACUGGGCCAGGACCGGUACCUGGCACCCGUAGCUGGCACCCGCCAACCAGAUGUGGGCACCACACCCAGCGCGUGGCUCAACUCAGGGGCAGCCCUUCCUAUAGAGCCGCUGUCCACCGCCCAAACCUCAACGGCGGACUCGGCGAAGGAAGGGGAGUCUGUGAGGAAGAGUCCGGUCCAGCCGGCCGGUCUUCCUUCAGACAACGACAUCGAGUCCACGGAGGAGUGCGCCAUUUCCAUCUCCUGGCUGCCCGUAGAGAGAGCCGGGCCCCCGGGCACGGUCGAGCCAGCGCAGUACGGCUCGGACGCGUCCCUGACGCGCGGGGGAUCCCAGGCCAGCUCCGUCUCAGCACGCCCGACGCUGCAGGCCUCGGGCCCUGGGGAAGCAGCGCAAGGGGGCGGGUCCAGAUCGACCGUGCCCCAGUCCUCCAGUGUCCCAGGGGGCCGAGGCACCGGGAGCAAUGGCACCCUCAACUCUGGAGCGGAGGACAACCCCUGCCACACCAACCCCUGUCUGCACGGAGGGAGCUGUCUGCAGGAAGGGAGGGGCUACAGCUGCUACUGCCCACCGGGGUACUCCGGGGAGAGCUGCGAGAUCGACAUCGACGACUGCCAGUCGAAUCCGUGUCAAAAUGGAGGAACCUGCAUCGACGAGAUAGACUCCUUCGUCUGCUUGUGCCUGCCAAGCUAUGGUGGGGCGACAUGUGAGAAAGACACAGAGGGCUGUGAGCACAACUGGAGGAAGUUCCACGGGCACUGCUACCGGUUCUUCACCCACCGGCACACCUGGGAGGACGCGGAGAAGGACUGCCGCGAGCAGAGCGGCCACCUGGCCAGCAUCCACUCGCCCGAGGAGCAGGACUUCAUCAACGGUCUGAGCCACGAGAACACCUGGAUUGGGCUGAAUGACCGCACAGUGGAGGAGGAUUUCCAGUGGACUGACAACAUGGCACAGCAAUACGAGAACUGGCGGGAGAACCAGCCGGACAACUUCUUUGCGGGCGGCGAGGACUGCGUGGUGAUGAUCGCGCGCGAGAAGGGCAAGUGGAACGACGUGCCCUGCAACUACAACCUGCCCUACAUCUGCAAGAAGGGCACAGUGUUGUGUGGGACGCCCCCCUCUGUGGACAACGCUUUCCUGAUUGGCCGGAAGAGGUCCCACUAUGACAUCCACUCUGUGGUGCGCUACCAGUGCGCCGACGGGUUCCUCCAGCGCCACGUGCCCACGGCCAGGUGCCGCGCCAACGGGAAGUGGGACCGCCCCAAGAUCAUCUGCACAAAGAGCCGGAGAUCUCACCGUUACCGCCGCCAUCACCACAAGGCCCGGCGGGAGCGCAGGAAGCACAAGAAGCACGGAGCGGGAGGCCACCGGGGCGGAGACCAGGAGCACGGCCACUUCUGAACCAAAAAUGCCCUCGCCGCCCACACCCCACCUCCACCCCUCCCCACCCAGCCCCGACCCACCCCCUCUCCUGCUCCCAGCCCCGACCCACCCCCUCUCCUGCUCCCAGCCCCUCAUCCUGGCUCCGGGGAGUCAGGCCGAAUCAUACUCAAACCUGAGGCUUGGGAGAGCACCGCUAGGCCUCACAGGGACAAUAACAAACACUUUAUACACCCCCCCUCCUCCUUCAUUCCGUCUGUCACAACUCCUUUUGCUAAUUCAGCUCAGACCAGGGCUGCCCAGUCCCGUUCCUGGAGAUCUAUUGUCCUGUAGGUUUUUACUCAAACCCUAACAAAGCACACCUCAUUCACCAGCAAGACAUCUUCUGGAGCUGCUAAUUAGUAGAAUUAGAUGUGGCAAAUUAGGGUUGAAACGAAAGCCUGUGGGACUGUGGAUCUCCAGUAACAGGAUUUGGCAGCCCCGGCCUAGACCCUGGUUUACAGACCUGUUUCUCCUUUACUUAUUGUUCAGCUUGUUCUGUUUCAUUUUGGGUUUUUGUUUUUCUUAAUUGUUGAGGGUUGGAUUUAGUAAAGCUAACUGUAAAUAUCCCCGUUCGUUAAUGCCGUGAACAAAUAAGAGUGAUUGGGAAAUACAUGGUUUUUCACA
Messenger RNA from Anguilla rostrata (American eel), 5124 nucleotides. RefSeq names its product neurocan b (gene ncanb). The transcript has 15 exons. Gene Ontology annotation, cellular component: synapse; perineuronal net. Gene Ontology annotation, biological process: glial cell differentiation; central nervous system development; cell adhesion. The record is from RefSeq and is a predicted model, not a curated record. Lineage: Eukaryota; Metazoa; Chordata; Actinopteri; Anguilliformes; Anguillidae. The coding region runs from base 352 to 4479 and encodes 1375 amino acids. Gene Ontology annotation, molecular function: hyaluronic acid binding; calcium ion binding.